Messenger RNA from Cladocopium goreaui, 6486 nucleotides. The record is from the annotation of a GenBank genome assembly. Lineage: Eukaryota; Dinophyceae; Suessiales; Symbiodiniaceae.
AUGUCUACGAUGUCCAUCUGUGCCGACAACAUUGGCGGACGCGGCCUGCAUCGCUUCAAAGCAGGCCUUCACCUUCCGAGGCACGGCAUCAUUCUUCAGCACUUGCUGCAGAGAGUGGAUGUCAUCUCCUUAAGGGAUCCCCGGCUUGAAGCGGUUGAACGCUCUUUAGAUGUAGCCAUGGCAUUGGGUGGACCUUCGAGUGGUCCUCGUUUUCCUUGGGAGACAAAUCCUUUCCUUCGAGAUGUCUUGGGCCCUCCAGAAGUUCCUUGGCUUAAACCCCCUGCCAUGAUGAGAAGUAUGAAUUAUGUGCCGUCGACUUUGCAGCCUGUUAGAGCAAAGAUGACUGUGCCUGAAAGGAAAGCUCAAGUCAGGCAUACAGUGCAUCAACAUGUCAGUCAAGCAGCUGAUCAAGCACGCAGCUCUUUGCUCUUGAAGUGGGCGGAACUGUUCAUGAUUAUGCCUGAAGACACACUUCCAGGAAAGAUGUUGCUGGAAUGUGCUGAUGAUGAGCUGAAGGUAAUGACAACCCUCAAUGACCUUUUCGUCACAAAGGCGACAUCUACACUCAGGACACGAGUAGGAUCACUGGGCAUGUACUAUGCAUGGCUUCUUCAUACUUAUCCUGAUGAGCCGGUAUAUCCCCUCACUGAGUCGAAGCUCUAUGCAUAUGCCUGUGAAUGUCGCCAGAUGGGCCAGUCUGCUUCAAGAGUGGAUACGCUUUUGGGCACCCUCAAGUAUGUGGGCGAGGCUUUCAAGUUUCCUGGAGCCAUUGACUCUGCAGGCUCCGAGCGUGUGAAAGGGGCCAGCCAUCAAAUGAUUUUGACUAGGCAACCACGUUCCCGGGCUGACAUGCUGGUUCCUACAAUGUUGUGCUGGCUGGAAAUUGCUUGUUUUAGUGUGGCAGACGACUAUGACAGGAUGAUCGCUGGUUUGUGCUUGUUUUGCUGCUAUGGGCGACUUCGCUGCAGUGACGCUAACAGAACCAGACAUGGGACUUUGAUUGGCCGCUUUUUCGAGGGCGCCUUGUCCAGGACAAAGACGGCCAAGAGCAAGGAGAAAGCCACGAGUUUCAUUCCUUUGAUUGUGCCGAGUUUUGGAUUGCUGGGAAAACCCUGGUUUUUGGAGUUUGUCAAGGCUAGGAGCAAUCUGGGCUUGCGUGAUAUUCCUUCCUUGGAGAGCCAAGCGCAUGACCUGGACUUCGUUUUGGUUCCAGAGAAGGGCUCGCUGGGCUAUGAAACGCAGAAUCCCAUAGGCUCAGUUGAGCUUACAGAUCGACUGCUCAGCCUUUUGGGCAGCGGGUUCUCGCAGGAUGACUUGUAUGGCAUUCGAAGCCACUCGCUGAAAGCCACCCUCCUGGCAUGGAUGAACACUUGGGGUUGCGAUCUGACAACGAGCGAGCUUCUUGGCUAUCAUGUCAAUAAGGAGCAUUCAUCUGCGUUGAACUACACUCGGGAUUGCCUGAGUGAACCUAUCAGGCGGCUUGUUGAUAUGAUGAAGCAAGUGCAUGACGGGGUCUAUGUGCCGGGGGCAGCCCGUGACAGCCUUUUUCCUCCGGCCUUGCAACGUAAACCCUUGACGCGGCAGUUUUUGGAAAAGACUGGUUUGGAUGUUUUGGAUGCAGCACGAAUUUUCCAAGAGGAUGCUUGGUUCCCUACGACAGCUGCCAUGCGGGAAGCUGAUGGGCGAUUUGUUGUACUCAAGAGCCAAACCCCGUUCCCGGACGUGGGCCUGGUCGAGUAUCUCAAGCCCACUGAGGAGUUCCCAUUGAGAGGCUUGGCAUCGAGUGAUGACUUGGUCUCAGAUGAUAGUAGCAGCAGUGAUUCAAGUGACAGCACUGCAAAAUCAGAUUGUGAAUUCAGCCAUGCUUAUAUAGAUGCAUACCAUGAAGGUAGUGCUGGUGGUCUUAGGGGUCGUGCCAUUCCAGCUGAGAAGAGUGCGAUGGUGCCACGUGGGAAGUCCACGGAAUCUGCAGCAAGAUUCGAUCAGGUAAACAUGUUGGACUCAUCAGCUGUGUUUGAGUCCAGAGCUGAACAGAUCGGUGUGCUGCCCGAUGAGCUUCGGCACAUCAAGGAAGCCAAUGUGAACACCUUUGGCAAAUUUGCAUUCGCAGCAAAUUACACACCGGGACAAGCUGAUGAGCAGCCACUCAUGUUGCUGAUCAGCCGUGUUUGUGAUGCUGAUCCUCCUCCAUCUGAGAGAGUCCCUUUAGUGAGGAGGCUAUUCUAUGAAAGUUACACUCUGGCCAAUGCUGAUCUGAGGUCUCGCAUCGAACAGCGAGAGGGUGAUCCGCCAAGAUGCCUUGCGCAAGCUGAGAGGGCCUCUCGUUAUGCAGACCAGGUGGCUAGGCUGUCAGGCUUAGACCUGACGGGUGAGCUCGAACCCUCACAUGGGCUCAUUGAUGUAGUGUUUCAGAUGGUGGAGGAGAAUCAGAUGAGAUACAUACGGUGGGAGCAGUGCACCAAAAGAGAUCAAGAGCUGAUGGGUAUCAAGGUUGACCCUACAUGGAAGCCUGACUCCCAAGGCAUCAUUCGCCAGGUCAAAGUGGAGUCAGAGAUCAAGGCGGACACUUCGUCUGACUUGAGACUCCGCUAUGCACUUCAGCGCCGUAGUUUAGCCAUUGAUCAAAGUCGCCUCUGCAACUACGACAAGUUGGAGAAAUGGAGCAACAUUCUCCUGGAGGCUUACUCCAAGACGCCGAUUGCAGGGUACCAGAAGGUGAGCAUUGAGCAGAUCCAGCAAGCAGAUUUGGAACUCUGGAAGCUGGUCAUCAAACAGACUCGUGCUGGUAUCCGUCCGGUGGGGGGCAAGAUGCCCGUUGAGGAGGCUGUUGAAUCAAUCAUCAAUUUGCCGGAGGUACGCCUUCACCUCCAGCCACUUCCUGCGGGCACCAAGCGCAAGCUCGAGAUGGAUGAUGAUACAAAGCCAUCUCAACCCAAAAGCAAGUCCUCCUCGGCUGACACUGAGCGCCUCAAGAAGACCAUUGAGAAUCUGCAGGGUCAAGUGCGUAACAUGCAGAAGGGCAGAGGCAAGGGAAAGAGCUCAGGGCGCAAAGGCAACCAAAGUUCCCGGUCGAUGAUUCGUAUGCCUGUGGAGCCCAUUGGGCAGAAUGCCAUGACCAAGGACAAUGAGCCCAUUUGCUUCAGCUUCAACUUGAGAGGCUGCAAGAACGCCUCAGCUGGAGGCAAAUGUGAGAAAGGCGUGGUGCUAUUUUUGCACUGCGCACCUCCAUGUGGCACGGCAAGCCGUGCAAGAGAACGCAAGCUAUCCUGGAGGCUGAGAGCAGCAGGUGUUCAUGAGCCGAAGCCUUUGCGGAGUGGGCUGCAUCCUGAAGGUUUGCCACAUCUUCGAAGCACAGAUUUGAAGCGUGUACAAACUGCAAAUGCCAUUUACAGGAACAUUUGCAUUCUGCUGCGAGCUGCUCACGAGGACCUCUGCCUCCACGAAGUUAAAUUUCAACAAUGCAUGCAUGGAGGCCGUCGUGACAAGUGGACUUCAUUGUACGUUAAUCAUGCCUACUUUGACCACAUGGCGGUGGAAUGCGACCAACAGCAUGAUCACCUUCCUUGGGGCGUAGCAAUCUCAUCCAAAGGCCACAGAUUCAACACUGCUGAAGAAGCCGAGUAUCCUCAGCUUAUGUGUUCAAGAAUUUCAGAAGCAAUUCACAAAGCUGCUCAGGCUUUGGGGGCACAAAAUGUUUCUGCCGUCUCCAGCAAGCGCCGCAAAGCCAUUCCUUUAGCCAUGGCUCAGGCAGGCAAACAACCACGUGGAAACCGUUUCCCCGAAGUCUUGCCAGAGUUUCGUGAAGUCUGUGAGCUUUCUUUCACUUUGCCUCGCACGAAACCAGUGCCCCGCAAACUCCAAAGUCAUGAAUGCGACCUGCUGGGAGUGCAAGGUGGAGCCAAAUUGCUCACAUGUGUUCAAGCGGGGUCGGUAUCGGAUGUGAGCAAAAAUGCCGAUGAAACCCCUAGAUCCUGCAAGGUGGGCAUCUAUCGAACCCCAGAUGAAUUUGUAGAAGCAGCCCUCCGUCUUUCGCAUCCUUUUGAUGGUAGCAGCUACGUUGAUGAUGCAGUCAAGAGGAACAUUUUCGAGCUGUACACCUUGGGGGCAAAAGGGGUGAAAGACAAAAGACUCCAAGCUUUUGCCUACUAUAAGAGAAGACAGCUGGAACUCCAGAGUCGGGAAAAUGCCCUGCAUGCUAUGUUGGAACCGGCUCGAGCAAACAUCGUGAAGGACAAGCGUUUCCUCCUUUUCUCUGAAAUGGCGAAAGAUGCUGGUGUAGUGGAUGAUUCACUUCUUGAAGAUUUGCUGGCUGGUUUUAGCCUAAUUGGCCAGUCAGGCUGCAGCAGCCUUUUCCUUGAAGAAGACACUCUGCCAGCUAUGUCCAGGGAGCAGCUUAUGAAGUCCUCUCGCUGGAGUCGCAAAAUGGUGGCAGCCAAAGGCAUGGAUAGCCAUGCUGAGGGCCUGAAUGUGGUUGAAGAAACCUGGGCCACUACCAUGGAUGAAGUUCAGCGCGGAUGGCUCCAAGGCCCUUUCAGUCAGGAUGAGAUCAGGCAGCGCUUGGGGCCGUUGUUUGUAGCCUCUCCCCGUUUCGGAUUGAUGCAGGGGGAGAAGUGCAGGCCGAUAGACGACAUGUCCAUUAGCCUUGUCAAUGCUGCUUUUGCUGCGGCCUACAAACUAGAUCUGGAUGGAGUUGAUGGAAUAUCCGUGAUGGCCCGCACCAUGAUCGAAGCCGUUGCUGAUGAUGGCACUGUUGAGCUAGAGCUGAGUGACGGGUCAGUGAUGAAAGGGUACUUGCACCCUUCCUUUUCCGUGGCCAGUGCCAGACAGCUUGCAGGCCGUACGCUUGAUCUUGAGGCUGCCUAUAAGCAGCUCCUGGUUCGUGAGUCGUCUUUAUGGUGCAGUGCUUUGCAAGUUCGCAGGCCCAGUGGCUCCAAUGCAUACUUCAUUUCCCAAGUUUUGCCAUUUGGUGCCUCUGCCUCGGUUUAUGCCUUUAACCGAGUGAGCCGAGCCUUGCAUUGCGUCGGUACACGACUCUUUUCUCUGGUAUGGUCUAACUACUACGAUGAUUUUCCCCAACUGGAUGUAGCUAUGGCUGGUGAGGAUGCCACAACCACUGCUGAAGGCCUGAUGGACCUUCUAGGGUGGCGUUACUCCAAGAAGGAGAACAAGAGGCUUCCGAUGUCCCUAAGUUUUUCUGCUUUGGGCGUGGUCUUUGACUUCCAAGCUGCUCAAGAAGGGAAAGUGAUCGUCAGAAACAAAGAGUCCAGAGCGGAACAGAUCUACGAGGAGAUCACCAAAAUUUUGCAGCUGGGCACCUUCACCAGCGCUCAAGCUGCCAGUUUGCGGGCCCUUCUCAACCCUGGGAUAGUGUCGGAACUGGAAUGGGCUAAGGCCUUUGUGCUCGGGGCUCAUCCUCGAGUGCUGUGUGCUCAUUCUAGUGAAAACAAAGUGGUGAUGUUUACUGAUGCUUUCUUGGCCGAGGACGACACUUUGGCAGGCAUAGGCAUGGUUGCAUAUGCGGUGAGACAGGGACGUGUAGCCAAGAAGUUUUACAUGUCCGAGCGCGUGCCACCAGAUGUUCUCAAGGAGAUGCAGAGUGUCACCAGUAAGGUCAUAGCUGCUCUGGAACUUUAUGCCGCAGUUGCGAGUGUCGAAUUGCUGGCAGAAGAGCUCAGAGGGCGACGUGCUUUUAUCUUUGUAGACAAUGAGGCUGCACGAGCCAACCUGAUCUCCAUGUCAAGUGGUGUGGAAGUUCAUGCAAAGUUCUUCGCGGUCAAACAAAUUCGAAGCGUCACCAUACCGCCAGAGACGAGGUGUUGCGCUUCGUAUGUCUCCGACCGCUCUUCUGGUGCAUUCUCUUCAGGCAAUAGCCAAGGACUGAAGGCCAUGUCUGCAGCAGUUUGUGCAAUUUGUCACAUCCGCAUCAUUGGUGAGCUGUUUUCUUUGUGCCCUGUUUCCGCCACGCGACAAGCAUGUGAAGAUUGCGAGGCUUCGUCUCUUGCCCAACUUCAAGUCAAGCGGGCAGGGAUUCCCAAGGUUUGCGAGUACCAGGGCCACGUCUUUACGUGUUGUCACGACUCCACCUUUACGGGAUUGACCCACAUGAGUUGUGACAGCAACAGUGACGAUUUCGUAUGCACGGACAGUUCACUGGCAUUCUUCUCCACUGAGUUCAAGGUGCCUCUCACCCUUUAUUGCGGCCCUAAUGGCUGCGGGGGGGUGUCUGUGACUGCCAGCAAUAACUUGCGCCUUACCGUUACCAUCAACAAUCAGGGCAGUGCGCCGAAGAGCAUCAAGAUGUCAGAAGGCUGUUUGGUGCUGAAGUGCUACGAGGAGGACUGCCGCCUCAACCACCAAAUCCUCGAUCGGAUUGACUUGCAGCUGGGAAGCAAGGCGAGCUGCAUGGCAGUGAACUAUGGGGACAAACUGCCCGCGGCUUGUCAAGACAAGAAGGCCCUCUCUUGUGGGACAGACCUCGCGGCAUGA